AUGAAUUCACCUCCUUUGAUUUCACCUUAUAUACAACGAAAGGGUUCUGCCACUGGGGGGACUAAAACUCCAAGACGUCCAAAGGCCACAAAAUCACAUACUGCGCCUCCAAUCGCGGGUGGUCGAGUCACAAAACGUAAUAGUGUUAGUAAUGCCACGAAAACUGGGAAAGGCGAAAGUUCUACACGGGGCACCAGCAGAGGUGGUAGAGGUGGUAGAGGUGCUAGUACCCGUGGUCGCAAACCAAGUCUACAACGCCAGCAAUCUUCUGGGUCUCUUAUGCUAGAACAUUUAGAUGGUACUAAUGCUCAUUCAGUCGCAACAAUUUCUGCUUCAAAUGUCAAUCCUUCAACUCCUAGAGAUUUCGCUCCACAAACUCCCGGUGAAGAAAUUGAUCAAUAUAUUAGACGGGAUGAAGAAAUAACCGAUACUGAUUUUGAGAAAUCGAAUAAAGAUCGUGCUCAAAUGCGUUCUCGAGUCUAUGAACAACACAAUAUGUUGCUAAAAGCUUUCUCGAAAGAGCAAACUGAACGAUUUGAAGUGUACAGACGUUCGGCUUUGAGCAAACCAAAUGUCAAAAAGUUGGUAAGUGGUAUCCUGGGACAACCAUGUUCAAAUAAUAUUUCAAUCGUAGUAGCUGGAUUUUCCAAGAUCUUUAUCGGAGAAAUCGUUGAGAAAGCGCUGGACAUUAAAAAAGAGUGGGGUUCAGAAGGUCCACUUUCACCUGAUCACAUACGAGAAGCAUUUAGAAGAUACAAGCAGGAAAUGG
Dentiscutata heterogama is the source of this 769-nucleotide messenger RNA. The record is from the annotation of a GenBank genome assembly. Lineage: Eukaryota; Fungi; Glomeromycota; Glomeromycetes; Diversisporales; Gigasporaceae.